GCUGGCGGCCGUUGCUGCGCUUGCUCCGCUCCUCGGCGCGGUCCGGCUCGCCGCGGCCGCCCGGGAGAGUGCGCCGUCCCCGGGCGCGGCAGAGCUCAGAGCGACAAGGAGCGGGAGGAUCCUGCACCCGCGGCUGCCACCGGCCACAGAGGGCCAGCCCGGAUGCGUGCGGCGGAGUUGCAGCGCUUCUCAACGCGCUGAAGCCCCAGAAGACCCCCUGCCUCCCGAGAGCCAGCCAAGAAAGGAGAGGGAAUCUCCUAUAGCCUCAUCGGAACGGGAACACAUUACCAGAACUUAGAAAUCCUCUUUUGGACAACCACUUCUCCAAGGAGGACGCAGCCCUCUAGACCCAUGUGACCACCUGUGAAGAACCUACCUACCUGCACCAGCUGGCCGCCCCAGCUCCCACCAUGGGCCCCGCGGGGAGCACACUGAGCAGUGGGCACGUGCAGAUGCAGAUGGUUCUGUGGGGAAGUCUGGCUGCCGUGGCCGUGUUCUUCCUCGUCACCUUCCUCAUCUUCCUGUGUUCCAGUUGCGACAGAGAGAAGAAGCCAAAGCAGCACGGUGCGGACCACGAGAGCCUGAUGAAUGUGCCUUCGGACAAGGAGAUGUUCAGCCACUCAGCGACCAGCCUGACAACAGACGCACUGGCCAGCAGUGAGCAGAAUGGGGUGCUCAGCAAUGGCGACAUCCUUUCAGAAGACAGCACCUUGACCUGCAUGCAGCAUUACGAGGAAGUUCAGACCUCGGCUUCGGAUCUCCUGGACUCCCAGGACAGCACGGGAAAACCCAGGAGUCACCAGAGCCGAGAGCUGCCCAGGAUCCCCCCAGAGAACGCCGUGGACGCCAUGCUCACAGCCAGGGCUGCGGAGGGGGAGCCCGGGCCCGGCGUGGAGGGGCCCUACGAGGUGCUCAAGGAUAGCUCCUCCCAGGAGAACAUGGUGGAGGACUGCCUGUACGAAACCGUGAAGGAAAUCAAGGAGGUGGCAGACAAAGGCCAGAGCGGCAAGUCCAAGUCCGCCUCGGCCUUGAAGGAGCUGCAGGGCCCGCCCCGCCCAGAGGGCAAAGCCGACUUCGUGGAAUACGCCUCUGUGGAUAGGAACAAGAAGUGCCGCCACAGCAUUAACGCCGAGAACAUUCUGGGAACUUCCAGUGACCUGGAAGAGGAAGCCCCACCACCCGUCCCCGUUAAACUUCUGGAUGAGAACGCAAACCUUCCGGAGAAGGGAGAGAGGCAGGCAGCAGAGCAAGCCCCAGAGGGGACCAGCGGGCACAGCAAGAGAUUUAGUUCCUUGUCAUAUAAGUCUCGGGAAGAAGACCCAACUCUUACAGAAGAGGAGAUCUCAGCAAUGUAUUCCUCAGUGAAUAAACCCGGACAGUCAGCACACAAACCUGGAUCGUCUCCGAAAGGGCCAGAGCCUGCAUGCCCCUCCAUGCAGGGAACCCCUCAGAGGUCACCCUCUUCCUGUAAUGACCUCUAUGCCACCGUGAAAGACUUCGACAGAUCCCCCAACAGCCUCAGCACGCUCCCCCCAGCAAGGAGGUCCAGCGAGGAUCCUGAGCCUGACUAUGAAGCCAUACAGACUCUAAACAGAGAGGAAGAAAAGGUCCCUCUGGAGACCAAUGGCCACCUUGUCCCCAAGGAGAAUGACUACGAGAGCAUUGGGGACUUGCAGCAAUGCAGAGAUAUCACCAGGCUCUAGCAACCCAGAAGGUGGUUCCCAACGAGCCUCUCGUGCACCAGGAGACAGUGCUGCCUUGGGAUAAGAAGAUGUCCAUCUCACACUGCUUCCAUUAACUGAAGUCCAGCACAGGGGUCACAGCUGUUCCCCAGUUCCUGAAACAGUAAGGUACGGACUCACCUGUCAGGGCACAUGUCACAAGGAAGGCAGGCUGUGAGGGGAAGCUCCUCCCACCAAUGCUGAAAUCCAUCUGCCUGGAAUCCCUACCACCCUGGGGAUGAGCCAAGGUUUUCUUCCUUAAGUCCUUUGCUUUGUCUACUCCAGUGCUAAAAUUCCCAGCAUCUUACCACGGGAGACCUUCCCGUGUCUGUGUUCAUUCCAAGGACUGUCUCCACAGGCUUGGCGCUAGUCUUCGGCUAGACCUUACGAUGGUGAGAAAUGGGUGCUGGUCCUCAUGUAGACCAGUAGACCACCCCCUUCCCAGACCUGCUGUGUUGGUCGCUGGGAAUGUGGACAGUGCGCCUCCUGUGUUUGGGGUGUGACGUCUCUGGAGUCUCUGGGGUCUUUGCUCCUGGUUUUUGCACCGAAUCUGCAGUCUUUUUCACAAGGUACUUUAGACACUUUUUAAAAUUUUCUGUUCAAAAUCCCCACCACCACCACCACAGUGUUCAGAAAUUUGUCAAAGCCUUUUCUGAAUUCCCAGUGACUACUAUGGUACUUCUGAAGUUGUUUGAACCCAGCGCUCUUCCUUCCAAACAGAGCCUUAAUGUUGAAGUUGGGACCCAGGCCACUCGUGCAGAUGGCAGCCAUGGUAUCUGUCCCUAAAGGGCUGUGGACAUGAAUUUGUGUUUCCAGUGAUCUCUGCUGCCCACAUGUGUGACUUUCCUGUUAUCCAAUGGUAAUCUAAGAGUAAAAUGUAAACAUUUAUUUUAUUAUAUAAAUUUAUAAGAUGUUUUAUGUCUCAUGCCUAAUUUCUAGAAAAUGCCAGAAAAUAUAUAUUAACUAUUUUGGUUUUAUGUACAAUGAUUUAUACUCUCAAUUUGAAAAAGACGCCAUAAAGCACAUAAGCUAGAUAAUUAUGAACGUUUUUU
Molecule: messenger RNA, 2773 nt
Organism: Phodopus roborovskii (desert hamster)
Lineage: Eukaryota; Metazoa; Chordata; Mammalia; Rodentia; Cricetidae
Gene: Pag1
Product: phosphoprotein membrane anchor with glycosphingolipid microdomains 1
Exons: 8
Coding region: 411-1703 (430 amino acids)
Biological process (GO): negative regulation of T cell activation; intracellular signal transduction
Cellular component (GO): membrane raft; plasma membrane
Source: RefSeq, a predicted model, not a curated record